Molecule: messenger RNA, 3661 nt
Organism: Portunus trituberculatus (swimming crab)
Lineage: Eukaryota; Metazoa; Arthropoda; Malacostraca; Decapoda; Portunidae
Product: protein Wnt-5b-like
Exons: 6
Coding region: 32-868 (278 amino acids)
Biological process (GO): neuron differentiation; canonical Wnt signaling pathway; multicellular organism development
Cellular component (GO): extracellular region
Molecular function (GO): frizzled binding; cytokine activity
Source: RefSeq, a predicted model, not a curated record
CCUACCGCAGACUGUGAGCCAGGGCGCCAGGAUGGGCAUCAGUCAGUGCCAGCACCAGUUUAGUAUGCACCGAUGGAACUGCUCCACCUUCAGCGACUCCCCCUACGUGUUCGGCCACCUCCUCCGCAUCAAGAGCAGGGAGAAGGCUUACGUGUACGCCAUCUCAGCGGCGGGCGUGGCUUACAGCGUGACGCGAGCCUGUAGCCGCGGGGAGCUGACGGAGUGUGGCUGUGAUGAGCGGAUCCGCCAGCGACCCACGCGAGGCAGGUGGGUGUGGGGCGGGUGCUCGGAGGACCUGCGUUUUGGUGAGUACUUCAGCAAGGAGUUCGUGGAUGCGAGGGAGGCGAGGAACACAGCGGAGGGACUCAUGAACUUGCAUAACAAUGAGGCCGGACGACGGGCCAUCAGGUCAGAAAUGGAGUUAGUGUGCAAAUGCCACGGCGUCUCGGGGUCCUGCUCCAUGCGGGUGUGUUGGCGCAGGAUGGGAGCCUUCACAAACAUUGGCGACUCCAUCCUGCAGCGCUUUGAGGGAGCCUCCAUCGUCAGAUUUGUAAAGAAGAGAAAGAGAAAGAAACUCCGGCCCCUGAAGAGAGGCUUCAAGCGCCCCACCAGACGGGACCUGGUAUACCUGGAGGAGUCCCCAGACUACUGCACCAGGAAUGAGGAUCUUGGUGUGCUGGGGACAACUGGUCGGCUCUGCAACAAGACAAGCUGGGGCAUGGAUGGCUGCCGGCUACUGUGCUGCGGCCGUGGUUACCAGACCAUGGUAAAGGAAGUGACGGAAAAGUGCAAUUGUAGGUUUGUUUGGUGUUGUAAGGUUCACUGUGAGAAGUGUCAGGUGUCUCGUGAGGAACAUUAUUGUAACUAAGUGUGGUUAGUUUAAGGCGAGUCAAUGCAAGGCUAGAAAUCAACCUUUGGCAGAGGAAGCAAUGGGAUGUGUGCCACCUAACCUAACUGACAUUUUGUAUUCUCUAGACACUGUACCCAUGUUUCUUAGAUCUUGCAUGUACGAAUAAUUCAUCUUAUAUUUUCAAUUAUACAUUUUUGUUGAUUUAACAGAUCUACUUCACUUAUAUGUAUAUUAGAGUGUUCCAGAAAUAUAAAUAUAAAUGUCAGAGCUUUAUGGAAAUCUGGGAUUGAUUACUAAAUGGCCUGAGUACACUGCUAACGUGCAGCAAACUGGGACGAGAUUUUUUCUCAUUGAUUUAUGCUAAGUGAAUUUACUGAACUGUGUAUUUCUGACUGCACCACACACUUCUGUUUCAUCUGUUGGGUAGAGGACACAUUCAUGGUGUUAUGGAACCUUUGUCCAUUCUGAAUAAUUUUUUUGUGAAGGUGGAUUUCAGAAUUUUAUAACUGCAAUGCUUUACCGUGAGUGGAGAUGUAAGUUACAUCAGCUGCUGUAUGUAGAACCAGAUAUAGCUAAAGUGUUUACUUCAGUACUGCUCUUUUUUAACAUAAAAACCAUAUUAAAUUUUAGUCAUGUUUAUUCAUCUGACAAAUGAUUAAAUUGAAAAGGAUUUAUUUCAGUCCAGGUCAUAAUACACUACUCUUUUAAUAUUAAAUUACACAAUUUUCUUUUUAUGCACAACUGGAUUCAAAUAAGGAUCAAGUGGCAAUUCACUACUGUGCUGACAAAAACAUAUCAGCUACCUUUGUUCACAAAAUAUUGCAAACUAUUAUUUUAAUUCCUUAUUUUGAGGAAUGUGCAAAGUUUAAAGAUGUCGUCUAGAACUUCCUCCCCUAAACUGUGUUAUAAAGGGAACGUUUCCUUUGUAAAACUGCUGUUUCUUGUAAAUUGUUCCUUCAACAUUGAUUUGUCAACACUCAGUUUUAUAAAAGGAAAUACUGUAUGUAGUUCAUACUAUCUUUAGAAUGCAGAACGGAAAAAAAGAAAACAUUUUUCUAAAUAAGUGAAAUCCCUCCAGAAAUGUUCAUUCGUCCAAUCAAAGAUUCUCUUUUAAACAUUUGCAAUAAAAUUUAUUUUGACCCAUUCUAUUCAUAUCUAAUGCUUCUUAACUUGCUAAGAGGAUGGCUAUGAUAGGACUCUGCAGGUUGAUAGGGAUCCUUAGAGCAGUGGCUGACUGGCAGUAGCUGGAAAACACAGUAGGAUGUCUGUGGCCACAGCAAACUCUGAUAUGAGGAAUUUGUGCUGUGGUCAUACUAGCAACUACCAGCACUUAUUGGCUGGGUGAACUGAUAUCUGUCAAUAUCCCAAAUACAUAACUCUAAUUCUAACACCACUUGGCACUUCAUACUGUCCAGACACACCAUGAGUCAGGCACAGAUUUCCCCAUCACCAACACAACUGUACCAUCCAGACAGCUCUGAGUGUGCUCCAGAACCUGACUUACCCACAGGUGAACUAAGCUCUGUGCCAAUCAUUACUCGGUCACAGAAAACAAGCCUCUUUAAUAAACCAAAAUAAUUCUACACUUCAGAAUUCUUAUUAUGAUGAGCUAUUUCCCUUGAAUUUGUGAGUGGGUCCAUUGCUGUGGACACUGUGAUGCACCCAUUCUUCAGCCAGUUGGGCUUGAAGUGUGUUGUUGUGUUUGGCUGAGAUCAUACAAGCAUGAAUACUUUUUUGAAGAGUAUAAAAGCCACACUGUCUGUCACUCAACAGUUCCUUAGUUUCAAGGGGAUCAUGCUGCUUGGGUAUCCUCUGAAAUACCCUGCUUAGACUCAACACUUCCAGUCAACUAAAUGUAUGAGUUGUUACCACAAGUGAUCUGCUGUGAAUUUCAAUAACCAUCAAUGUUUCAUUUCCUUGCGCUAUGAAGUAAAACAAUACUGACUUGUUUAGCUAGAAGGAACACCAGUGGAGCCUAGUACCACACCUGGCACUGUCUCUUUGGCCUCUAGUAAUGUUACCGCACCAUUUUAAGUUUUGCUCCGUGUACCUGAUCCUCAUUUUGUAAAUACAGACAGGGCUGUAUGUAGCUCAUGUGAGAUUGUGUAUAUAGCAAAUAUUGUUUCUUCAGGAUGAUGUAGUAAUUGUGUGUGUGUAUAUAAAGUAUUAUUUUAAGAGAGAAGUGAAGACUAACAUUGGAAUACCAAAAGUUGCUCCUGUACACACUUUCACAUGUGCAUGGAUUUGCUAAUACAGUGAGUAAUGACUGCAAUAUAGUGUGAAUACCAGAGCAAUUCAUUUUAUUAUAUGUAUGAUUAUAUAUUAUUGAGUACUGAAUAUAAAUUAAUCUAAUAUUAGAAUAUAUCAUGGAUCAAAUACUAAUUAAAGCAACAUAAACAUUUAGAUCUCAGAUAACUCUAAAAGGUUAGAGAUAAAAUUUGUUUAUAUGUAAUUACUGUUAAGAUUUUCUUUUACAUUUAGAAGUGUUACUGUAGUGACAACAGUGACCCUUGCAUGCAUUCUCAAGAUAACGUGUUUUGUCAUGUAUACAUAUAUUCAUGAUAGUCUAUAUGAAGCAUGAUAAGAGAGCCUUGUCUUUGUUAAUGCAUUACUCUGAAAGCAUUCAGAUGCAGUACAGUCACCAGUGGUAGGCAAUGACUCAGUGUAUGUCAAUUUUCAAACACAGUUGCCAUGUGGGGCCAUCCACAAGGCAGCUGGGUUCCCUCAGGUUCAAUUGACAAUGAUUGGCUCUUGUUUUAGGUGACUUGUGAGUUGUGCACUGGCAAGACAUCUUAAUAAAUGUAGGGAUGA